Messenger RNA from Exophiala oligosperma, 924 nucleotides. Its product is annotated as homoaconitase, mitochondrial. The record is from RefSeq and is a predicted model, not a curated record. NCBI's taxonomy places the organism in Eukaryota, Fungi, Ascomycota, Eurotiomycetes, Chaetothyriales, Herpotrichiellaceae. The transcript is spliced from 2 exons. Bases 1 to 924 code for a protein of 307 amino acids.
AUGCCGCCAGCAUUUGGGCCACCGGACGUGACGUUCAAAGGCACCUUGCCAAAGGGUGUCACGGGCAAAGACGUGAUCGUGGCACUUUGUGGUUUGUUCGACAAGGACGAUAAUCUCAACCAUGCCAUUGAGUUCGCCGGGUCAGAACAAACCCUACAAAGUCUGCCUGUUGCUGCCCGACUGACGAUUGCAAACAUGACUACCGAAUGGGGUGCACUCACCGGACUAUUCCCUAUGGAUUCGGUCCUACAAGGUUGGUUGAGGGCAAAAGCUACAAUGUCCGCGUUAGAUACGUCCGAAGGACGCGCAGGUAAUCCGCGUUUCUCGCACCCGAGACUCGAUCAGCUGUUUGAGAACCAGCUUACUGCUGAAAAAGGCGCUCAAUACGCAAAAUCACUCUAUCUCGACCUGAACACUCUCUCACCUUACGUGUCUGGACCCAAUCCGCUCAAGGUGGCCACACCUCUCAACGUCUUGGAAGACCAGAACAUCAAGAUCAACAAAGCAUAUCUCGUGUCUUGCACCAAUUCACGGGCUUCCGACCUGGCUGCGGCUGCCAAGGUCUUCAAGGACGCCGCCGAAAACAACGGGGGCAAGGUACCCAAGAUCGCGGAAGGGGUCAAGUUCUACAUUGCGGCAGCCUCGCUCCCUGAACAGCAACUAGCCGAGGAGGCCGGCGACUGGCAGACUCUCCUUGGUGCCGGUGCCAUCACUCUCUCUGCGGGUUGUGGUCCAUGUAUAGGCCUCGAGACCGGACUUCUCGAGCCCGGCGAGGUCGGCAUCAGUGCCACGAAUCGCAACUUCAAAGGCCGCAUGGUUAGCACCGAUGCCAAGGCAUAUCUGGCCAGUCCCGAGGUGGUCGCGGCCAGUGCUUUGACGGGCAAGCUCAGCGGCCCAGGUUGGUACGAACGGCCCGAGGGCUAG